AUGGCUCUCAUCAAGCUGUUUCUCGCCACAUUGGCGAUCCACUCGGCAUGUGGAAUGUACUCCAAGAAGGACGAUGUUGUUGAACUGACCGAAGCCAACUUCCAAUCAAAGGUUCUCAACUCUGACGACAUCUGGAUUGUUGAAUUCUAUGCUCCAUGGUGCGGACACUGCAAGAACCUCGUUCCGGAAUACAAGAAGGCCGCUACUGCUCUGAAGGGGAUCGCCAAGGUUGGAGCUGUCGAUAUGACUCAACACCAAUCCGUCGGACAACCCUACAAUGUUCAAGGAUUCCCAACACUCAAGAUCUUCGGAGCUGACAAGAAGAAGCCAACUGAUUUCAAUGGACAAAGAACCGCUCAGGCCAUCACCGAGUCCCUCCUCGCUGAGGCCAAAAAGACUGUCGCUGCCCGUCUUGGAGGAAAGUCUACUGGAGGAAACAGUGGAUCCGGAUCUGGAAAGCGCGGAGGUGGUGGAUCUGGAAACGAUGUUGUCGAGCUCACCGAUGCCAACUUCGACGAGCUUGUUCUCAACAGCAAGGACAUCUGGCUUGUUGAAUUCUUCGCCCCAUGGUGCGGACAUUGCAAGAGCCUCGAGCCACAAUGGAAGGCUGCUGCUUCUGAAUUGAAGGGCAAGGUUCGUCUUGGAGCCCUUGACGCCACUGUUCACACUGUUGCUGCCAACAAGUUCGCUAUCCGUGGAUUCCCAACCAUCAAGUACUUUGCCCCAGGAUCUGACGCUUCUGAUGCUCAAGACUACGACGGAGGACGUCAAUCUUCCGAUAUCGUCGCCUGGGCUUCCGCUAAAGCACAAGAGAACAUGCCAGCUCCAGAGAUUCUUGAGGGGGUCAACCAACAAGUAGUUGAGGAUGCCUGCAAGGAGAAACAACUUUGCAUCUUUGCUUUCCUUCCACACAUUCUCGACUGCCAAUCUGAGUGCAGAAACAACUACUUGGCCAUGCUCAAGGAGCAAUCUGAGAAAUUCAAGAAAAACCUUUGGGGAUGGAUCUGGGUUGAGGGAGCUUCCCAGCCAGCACUUGAGGAGGCUUUCGAGGUCGGAGGUUUUGGAUAUCCAGCCAUGACUGCUUUGAACUUCCGCAAGAGCAAGUACGCCGUUCUCAAGGGAUCGUUCGGAAAGGACGGAAUCCACGAGUUCCUCCGUGAUCUUUCUUACGGAAAAGGACGUACUUCUUCCCUCAGAGGAAACGCUUUCCCAAAGAUUGAGAAGACCGAGAAGUGGGACGGAAAGGACGGAGCCCUUCCAGCCGAAGACGACAUCGAUCUGUCCGACAUUGACCUCGACAAGACCGAGCUUUAA
Molecule: messenger RNA, 1314 nt
Organism: Caenorhabditis briggsae
Lineage: Eukaryota; Metazoa; Nematoda; Chromadorea; Rhabditida; Rhabditidae
Gene: Cbr-tag-320
Product: Protein CBR-TAG-320
Exons: 4
Coding region: 1-1314 (437 amino acids)
Biological process (GO): response to endoplasmic reticulum stress
Cellular component (GO): endoplasmic reticulum lumen
Molecular function (GO): protein-disulfide reductase activity; protein disulfide isomerase activity
Source: RefSeq, a predicted model, not a curated record